UUCUGCAUUAAUAUUUGUAAUAGUCUUAAAAAAAGUAAUCAUAGGUUUGAUGAAAAAUUUUGUCCCAUCAAUGUCACUUUUACAUUAUUUCAAUCACAUGGAAUUAUAUUGCAUGGGAAGCAGCUGACGACAGAGUAGUAUGCAAGGUAAUUGUCCAGUCAUUUAUUUGGUAGGUUACCAUGGUUUUAAGGACGGAAGGUGUAGGUGACAAUGUUAAUUGCGGAGUUUCCUAAUACAAGCCUUUUAGUUCGCCGACAAUGCAUCUUUUCAGUUAAACCUUCCACUCAAUAUCUCCAUUCUUCUCCAUAUAUGAUAGCAUGUACUUCAUUCAUCUCUAUACAUGAUGGAUCUUCUUCUCUGAGCCUGCUUUCUCCGUACCUGUUUCAGUUUCAAGCCUCCAUCUGUUAGAGCCACCCAAAAGGGGAAUAAAAAUUGAACCCUCCAUCUGUUUCCAAAUUAUGGUUCAAUCAAAGAAGUUUAGAGGUGUCAGGCAGCGACACUGGGGCUCAUGGGUAUCUGAAAUUCGCCACCCUUUACUAAAGAGAAGAGUUUGGCUCGGUACAUUUGAAACAGCUGAAGAGGCAGCCCGAGCUUAUGAUCAAGCAGCCAUCUUAAUGAGUGGCAGGAAUGCAAAAACCAACUUCCCAAUAUCACAAACACCAAGUGGAGACCCGAAAGGCACUGAAAAUCCCCAUUCAUCACCACCAAAUGAGCUAUCUGAAGUCCUUCAUGCCAAGCUUAGAAAAUGUAGCAAGGCACCUUCUCCUUCCAUGACUUGCCUGAGGCUUGACACUGAGAAUUCUCAUAUAGGGGUGUGGCAAAAGCGGGCAGGCCAGAGCUCAGAUUCCAAUUGGGUGAUGACUGUCCAGUUUGGAAAAGAAAAUACUGAAGUUUCUGCAAAUACAUUGCCUUCCAAGACCCCAGGGUUAGCAGAACCUGAAAUGAGAGGGGAAAUGGAUGAAGAGGAGAGAAUUGCAUUACAAAUGAUAGAGGAGCUGCUUCACAGGAACUGUUCUUCAUUUGCUGCGGCUGAAGGGGAGGGUAACAUGUUCCUGUAGUCUCUAAUUAAUUUUCUUGUGCCGUGUAUUUGGUUUGGUUUGAUUUGAAAUGUCAAUGUGUUGUAUAGGAUUGAAUAUAUCAUGUCAUUCAUUGGCGAAUAUAUGUACCUGUGCGCAGAAAGGGGGAAGGAUACCAUGUUUAAGAAUUUGAAGUCUGUGAUAUAUCAUAGUUAUAUAUAGUUACAGAGAUAUAUAAAAGGCGUGUUUGUUUACAAGCAAAUGUUAUUUGUGAGAAAGAUAAAUAAUUGAAUCAUUUGAUUGCAAUUUCUCAUCUGAAUUUUGCCUUGUAGUUAUAUAAAUUUUGGAUGUUUCAAUUUCUUCUUUUUAAGCAACAACUUAGUCAGAUUCAUCAUUGCAUCUGCCCGAGGAAGAUGAAUCAAGGAAAUGGGAU
Durio zibethinus is the source of this 1449-nucleotide messenger RNA. The record is from RefSeq and is a predicted model, not a curated record. Lineage: Eukaryota; Viridiplantae; Streptophyta; Magnoliopsida; Malvales; Malvaceae.